Molecule: messenger RNA, 2000 nt
Organism: Branchiostoma floridae (Florida lancelet)
Lineage: Eukaryota; Metazoa; Chordata; Leptocardii; Amphioxiformes; Branchiostomatidae
Product: N-fatty-acyl-amino acid synthase/hydrolase PM20D1-like
Exons: 6
Coding region: 283-1821 (512 amino acids)
Biological process (GO): amino acid metabolic process
Molecular function (GO): hydrolase activity, acting on carbon-nitrogen (but not peptide) bonds, in linear amides
Source: RefSeq, a predicted model, not a curated record
CACGGGUCACCAGGGGUCACCUGGUAACCACACACCCGGAAGUAGAGGACGACGAUGCCCAUGAAACAUGUUUGGCGUCCUUCUGGACUGAAGAAGAAAGGCGUAAACUGCCUGUUGUGUGUGCUACAGCUAUAGGAUGGACCCUAGAACGUCUUAUUUUAUGAAAGGAAAGUCCGGGACUUUUGUUGGAACGUGAAGAAACAAAACAGAAUGUCUACGGUAGAGUUGACAGAAUAAUACGUGCUGCAAUUACAAAGAUAGUAACACUCCAACUCUACCAAAAUGUGGACAAAUCUUCCACGUGUUUUGACCUUAGUCGUUCGAGGGUUCGCCUUGACUUUGGCCGUGCUUACGACAGUUGUUGUCAUAAGAACUUUGACCUUCCCGUCCUACCAAACCUCCCCACCGGAGUGUAAGACCACCGACCCUGACUUCAUCCCUGCCGAUGAGGAGAGACUGGCCCGUUUCACCUCAGCCAUCCAGUUCCAAACCGUGUCUUAUGAACGCGGCGUGGGGACACCACAGGAGUUACUCAAGUUCGUCCGGUUCAUCCAGGAGAGUUUCCCGACGAUCCACAGCUCACCGUUAGUCCGGAGGGAAGUGGUCGGGAACUACAGCUUGUUGUACCGAGUGGAAGGGUCGGACGGCUCGCUAGAACCCUACAUGUUGGCAUCUCACCUAGACGUAGUGCCCAUCACACAGGAAGCGAGCUGGGAGGCGCCGCCAUUUUCGGGACAGGUCCGAGACGGGUACAUCUACGGGAGGGGGACGAUAGACGCCAAACAUAGCCUGAUGGGAAGUCUAGAGGCUGUGGAGUUUCUCCUAUCGAGAGGACAUCAGCCCAAACGUACUUUGUACCUCGCCUUUGGACACGACGAGGAGACAGGAGGCCAUUUCGGGGCAAAAGUCAUCGGUGACGUGUUGACUGAAAGGGGAGAGAAAAUAGCAUUCAUCCUGGAUGAGGGAACUCCGGUAGGAGAUGGUCUAAUGCCAGGUGUGUCCAAACCAGUGGCCAUGGUCAGUGUUUCCGAGAAAGGCAUUGUGGACGUGAAACUGAAGGUUCAAGCAGAGGGAGGCCAUGGCUCUAUGCCCGCCAGGAAGUCUGCCAUCGGGAUAUUGGCCAGAGCGGUACAGAAACUUGAGGACAACCCGCACCCUAGCAUGUUCGGCACCGGUCCGGAGGCCCGGAUGUUGGAGUACGUUGCCACGGAGAUGACCUUACCUUACCGGAUGUUGGCCUCUAACCUGUGGCUCUUCUCCCCAUUGGUCGCCUGGGUGUACGCAAAAAAGCCACAGACCAACGCGUUCGCUCGGACGACGACCGCUCUGACAUCCUUCACCGCAGGGGUCAAGGACAACGUCAUAGCACCGGAAGCGGAAGCUGUGGUGGACCAUCGGAUACAUCCCAUGCAGACUGUUGAGGAGGUUCUGGAAUUCGAUAGAAAGGUCAUCGAUGAUGCUAGGGUUAUGCUGGAAGUGAAGGGAAGUUUACCACCUUCACCCGUAUCACCUCAUGGAAAGGACUCUCCAACGUAUACCGUAUUACAGGAGACCAUUCAGCAGAUCUUCCCAGAUGCCCUGGUGACCCCCACCUUCAUGGUUGCCAACACGGACACACGGCACUACUGGAACCUGAGCAGCGCCAUCUACCGGUUCAACCCAUACGUCAUGACACCGUCCGAUCUCCCGAGAUUCCACGGGCUGAACGAGAGGAUCUCUGUGAGGAACUACGAGAGGGUCAUGAACUUUUACUAUCACCUCAUCGUGAAUAUGGAUAAACCUUUGGAAGUAAAAAGACACGGACAUGAGGACGAGCUAUAGUUACAUGUACAACUGUAUAAAGCCUAUCUAAACGUUUCUUUGUGCCAGUGAAGUGACAGUUUUUUUUUUAAAUCAGAGUGUAGAUAAGUGGCGUUGAAUGAGGAACCGAUAGUAAAAAGACAAGGUCAUGAGGACGAGCUAUAGAAAAGCUGUAACUGAAUAAAGCCGUAUUAUCAAAC